UGAUAAGAAACGAUAAAAAAAAAAAAAAACACGCGCUUAUCCGGCUUCCGCAUUCGACACAUACCUUACCUAAUACCUUAGUAUAUUUUACUGCACGCACUUCUACGAUCGCCUGUGCACCACCGAUGUGACAGGAAGAGUGGUACCGGACAACACGACGUCGUUCACGUUAUUCUUCAUUCCACAAGGCUGAUUAGUUGUUGAUUUACUAAGACUUAACAAUGUCUCAAUUCAUGAAACAUGUAAUUAAGUGCAACAUUUCACAAACCUAUCUUCAAUAUCUUCCAUUAAAGAACAUACAAGCUCGACGUUUAAAUUUAUUAGAAUGUCAUAGUAAAGAUUUAUUGAACAAACAUGGAGUCUCGGUUCAAAAGUUUAAAAUUGUGGAAAAUGCAGAUGAAACAAAUAAUUUACUGAAAUCAUUUGAUGUCGAUGAAUAUGUAUUAAAAGCUCAAGUAUUAGCCGGAGGACGAGGAAAAGGUCAUUUUAAUAAUGGAUUCAAAGGCGGCGUUCAUGUCACAAAAGAGAGAACUAAGAUUUAUGAUUUAUUAAAGAACAUGUUAGGAUAUAAGUUAAUCACUAAGCAAACUCCUAAAGAUGGAAUAUUGGUUACCAAAGUUAUGGUUGCAGAGUCUGUUGAUAUUAAAAGGGAAACUUACUUCUGUAUUCUAAUGGAUAGAAGUCAAAACGGACCAGUACUAAUUGCUUCUCCAGCUGGAGGAAUGGACAUUGAAGAUGUUGCUGAAAAUUCACCCGAAUUAAUAAAAAAAAUUCCCAUUGACAUAUUUGAAGGUGUUUCUGAUAAGGUUGCAUUGGAUGUAGCCAAAUUUUUGAAUUUUAAUGGACCAUUGACAUCUAUAGCAGCAAAUGAAAUAAAAAGGUUAUGGGAAUUCUUUUUGUCAGUUGAUGCAGUUCAAAUAGAAAUUAAUCCAUUAGUUGAAACAUUAGAUAAUAAAGUUGUAUGUGUUGAUGCUAAAAUUCAAUUUGAUGAUAAUAGUCAGUUCAGACAUAAAGAAAUAUUUGAGUUGGAUGAAACAAGUGAAUCAGACCCACGUGAAGUAAUGGCUAAUCAACAUAACUUGAAUUACAUUGGUAUGGAUGGCAAUAUUGGAUGUUUAGUUAAUGGAGCCGGUCUUGCAAUGGCUACUAUGGAUAUAAUUAAAUUGCGAGGUGGAGAACCAGCCAACUUUUUGGAUGUUGGUGGAAAUGUAAGUGAAAAUCAAGUAUAUGAAGCAUUCAAACUGUUAACAUUAGAUUCAUCUGUUAAAGCAAUUUUGGUUAAUGUGUUUGGUGGAAUUGUAAAUUGUGCAACAAUUGCAAAAGGCUUAAUAAAUGCUUCAAAAAAGUUGGACUUACAAGUACCAUUAGUUGUAAGAUUAGAAGGUACAAAUGUGUCUGCUGGCAAAAAACUUUUGGAAGAAUCUGGAUUACUCAUUGAAUUUGCUUCAGAUCUCGAUGAAGCAGCCAAAAAGGCUAUUUCAUCUCUAAAAAAAUAAAAUUUAAAUUAUUAAAUAUAUUUUGUUAAAUAUUUUUUACCUGGAUUUGUAUACAUUUUUAACU
Molecule: messenger RNA, 1560 nt
Organism: Melanaphis sacchari
Lineage: Eukaryota; Metazoa; Arthropoda; Insecta; Hemiptera; Aphididae
Gene: ScsbetaG
Product: succinate--CoA ligase [GDP-forming] subunit beta, mitochondrial
Exons: 10
Coding region: 222-1496 (424 amino acids)
Biological process (GO): succinyl-CoA metabolic process; tricarboxylic acid cycle
Cellular component (GO): mitochondrion; succinate-CoA ligase complex
Molecular function (GO): succinate-CoA ligase (GDP-forming) activity; ATP binding
Source: RefSeq, a predicted model, not a curated record